Messenger RNA from Cajanus cajan (pigeon pea), 2407 nucleotides. RefSeq lists its product as uncharacterized. The record is from RefSeq and is a predicted model, not a curated record. Lineage: Eukaryota; Viridiplantae; Streptophyta; Magnoliopsida; Fabales; Fabaceae.
AGAAUCUGGAACCGUUGGAUGAAGGUGUGGUGUAGGAUCCUCGGUUGAGUACACGUGCUGUCCCUCUCUCUUUUUUAUUUUUUAUUUUUUAUAUUUUAUAUUUUAUAUUUUAUAUUUUUAAUUUUUAAUCUUUGCUUCCAUGCAUGGAUUUCUCCUCCUAAGUUUAGAGAUAGAGAGAGAAUUGGAGAAACAAACGCUCACUCACUCACUCACUCUUGUUUGUUCUUUUCUCCCUUGGCUUCCUCAUCCAUCAUCGCUAUCAUUAGCAACCAACAAAGCCAGACAUGGGGUUCUCGUUCUCCUUCUCUCAACCGCUUCCAAGAUGUGAUGCUGAUCUGGGUCUUGCUUUUUUUCCCUUGUGAUAUAUCAUAUAUCAUAUAUCAUAUAUCAUAUAGCCUCUUGUUGCUGAUCAAGAAGUGUGGUUAGUUUGCUGAUCCGGUUUUGUGUGUGUUCUACGGUUUCUUGAAUCCGAUGGAAGAAGAUCAAGAAGUGAAGCACGUGUGCAAGUUCUGCAGCAAGAGCUUCCCUUGUGGAAGAUCCUUGGGGGGGCACAUGAGGUCGCAUGUCACCAAUGUUUCAACCGAGGCAGAGAAAGCUUCUUCUUUCAACAAUGGUGGAGGAGACAUGGGGACAGGCUCUGAAGGGGGUGGUAACAAUGGAGGAGGAGGAGGAGGAGGGUAUGGUUUGAGAGAGAAUCCGAAGAAGACUUGGAGGUUCACAGAUUCGAGUGAGGACACUUUGGUGGUGUUGGACAAGCUGUGCAAGGAGUGUGGCAAAGGGUUUCACUCUUGGAAAGCUCUGUUUGGUCACAUGAAGUGCCACUCAGAGAGAGUGUCACAUAACAAUAGCAGCUUGUUGGAGGAUCAAGAUUCGUGGAACGAUAAUCAUAACACCAAUGCUGAACAUGAACACAAGGUGGUGUUGGACAGCCACUCUGACAAUGAAGCCACUGCUCCAAACCGAAGGAGAAGAUCCAAGAGGAGAAGGACAAGGUACUUGGCUCCAUCAACUUCUUCUGUGUCCCUCGUUUCUGAUGCUGAGCAGGAGCAGGAAGAGGUUGCCAUGAGUUUGAUGAUGCUUAGUAGGGAUGUGACUCCUUGGUGUGGUCUCAAUUCUGGUAACUCAUUGCAUUUUGAAUCUCUUUCUAAGACUGAGGGCAAGAGGGUUGUCUCAUAUGUGUCUGAGAUGCCAAAAAAAGUUACUAAAACAAGGGAGUUUGGGAAUUUUGAUGGUUCAAAUCUCAACUCCAAAGGGAAAACAAGUUCAGAGCUUUUGGGUACUACUGAGAGUCUUGGAAGUGGAUUUGGGGUCAACAAGAAUUUUCAUGGGAAGGAUAAGAAGGCUGAGCUUGAUUCUAGUUCUGCAUUUGAGGACAAUGGAACAGAAGAUAAUGGUAAUAGUAAGUACACUUCAAUCAAGGCAAAGUUUUUGGAUUCUGAAUUGAAGUCAACUUCUCUGAGGAGUUGGGUGAACAAGCCUUCAGAAGGUGAGCUGAGCAAAAGCAACAACAAGAGAGGAAAGUUUGAGUGUACUACUUGCAAGAAAAUCUUCCACUCAUACCAAGCACUUGGAGGCCACAGGGCUAGUCACAAGAAGAUCAAGGGUUGCUUUGCUUCAAGAAAUGAGAGCAGUGAGAACAGCACUGAGUUGGAAGAACACCUCUCCCCUGACCCAACAACAACAGAAAGUAAGCUCCUAAAGAAUGAAUAUGUGGAAAAACAUGAAAUGGUUACUAAUACUAUUGCUAAUGGUUUUGAUAAUGAGGCAGACACAGUGAGAGAGUCCAAGAAGGUUAAAGGGCAUGAGUGUCCAAUUUGCCUCAAGGUUUUCCCUUCUGGCCAAGCCUUGGGUGGUCACAAGAGAUCUCAUCAUUUGGCUGGUGGGUCUGAGAGUGCUAGAAACUUUCAAAGUCAAACAGUUACACUUGAGGAAGCAGCACCAGAAAUUAGGGACUUUUUUGAUCUUAAUCUUCCUGCUUCUACAGAGGAAGAAGGUACUAGCCAUGGCCAUGGCCAUGCUGAGUCUUACAGACCUUGGUGGUUAGUAGGAAGCAGCCACAAGCAGGAGGCACUGGUAGGCCUUAUUUCUAACUAAACCAACCAAACAAAACCUAUGAUAGUUCAUUCCAGCAGAGGUUCAAUUCAACUUCAGAGUGAAGAUUCCAAACUGUAUAGAAGAGUUUAUGCAUUUAUUCCAUUAUUUUUUUUACAUGAUUCAUGUCUUCUUUGGGGGUAUUUCUGUUAUUCUUCAAGUAGUUCAUAAGGAACUUUCCACCUGUUUCUCUUUUUUAUUUUCUAUAUUUUUUUUUGGGGGGGUGGUAUUUGUUUGUGUUACUUUGUUCAUACUUCAAGGAAUAAGUUCCUUGCUGCAAAUUUUAAGCUCAUGAUUUUUUUGGUCCUCCUUGAAA